This is a messenger RNA of Fonsecaea nubica, 1548 nucleotides long. RefSeq lists its product as hypothetical. The transcript is spliced from 4 exons. The coding region runs from base 1 to 1548 and encodes 515 amino acids. NCBI's taxonomy places the organism in Eukaryota, Fungi, Ascomycota, Eurotiomycetes, Chaetothyriales, Herpotrichiellaceae. The record is from RefSeq and is a predicted model, not a curated record. Gene Ontology annotation, molecular function: iron ion binding; monooxygenase activity; oxidoreductase activity, acting on paired donors, with incorporation or reduction of molecular oxygen.
AUGACUUUGAUCACGACAACCUGGUCGAAGGAGGUGGGAUGGGCGUUGUAUCCCCUCCUCCUCGCGGCCGCCAGCGCAAUUGCUCUCGUGGUCUACGAGUUCGUUCGCUGGUCAGCUCGACUGCCCAAGUUUGGUGGCCCUCCCGGAAGGCCCAUCGUGGGCAACCUCUGGCAGAUCCGUCAAAAGGAUGCUCCAGAACAGUACCGCCAAUGGGCCAAGCAGUACGGUCCAGUCUACCAGAUCCAGCUGGGCAACAUCCCGGUCCUGGUGGUCAACUCGGCCGCAGCGGCCAAGGCGAUCUUCAACCAGAACUCGCACGCGACCAGCUCGCGGCCAGAGUUCUAUACUUUCCACAAGCUCAUCUCCGACACGGCCGGCACCACCAUCGGGACCAGUCCGUACUCUGACUCGCUUAAACGAAGGAGGAAAGCAGUCGCAUCGGCCUUGAACCGGCCGGCCGUGGUGAGUUACAUCCCUCACCUUGAUAGGGAGACCCGUGUCUUCCUUUCCGAGGCGCUCAAAUACGGCGAUUCCGGGAAAAAGGGGAUCAACCCCAUGCCCCUGUUCCUGCGGAUGAACAUGAGCAUCGGUCUCACGCUGCACUGGGGAUCGAGAAUGGAGUCCCAAAAUGAUCUCUUCCACGAGAUAGUCCAUGUCGAGGACACGAUCAGCAAUUUCCGAAGUACGACAGGUAACUUGCAAGACUAUAUCCCCCUCCUCCGGCUGAACCCAUGGAAUACCCAGUCGUCCCAAGCAGUGGAGAUGAAGCUUCGCCGGGACAGGUACAUAGACAUCCUCGACAAGGACCUCGAGAAACGGAUCAAGCAGGGCACCAACAAGCCGUGUAUUCGAGGAAACGUCCUCGUGGAUGAAGACGCCAAGCUCACCGAGAUGGAGCUCAAGUCUCUCAACCUCACCUUGCUCGCGGCCGGCCUCGACACCAUGAACUCGGCGGUGGGUUGGGGGAUGGCCUUGCUGGCGAAGCGACAGGAUAUCCAGAAAAAGGCGCUCGAAGCAAUCCGUGAGAUUUAUUCUGCCGACCGUCCGCUUUGUGAUGCGGCGGAUGACCAAAGCUGCACCUACCUGGUCGCUGUGAUCAAGGAGAUUCUGAGGUACUUUUCCGUGACGAGGCUAUCGUUGCCUCGCUGCACCAUCCAAGACUUCGUGUACGACGAGAAGAUGAUCCCCAAGGGGACAGUGAUAUUCCUGAACGUUUGGGCCUGCAACAUGGAUCCCGAACUAUGGGACGACCCCGAGUCCUUCCGCCCGGAACGCUGGCUCGAGACGCCUGAUGCCCCCAUCUUCACCUUCGGUACCGGCGGACGCAUGUGCGUGGGCAUGCAGUUGGCGUACAGAGAGCUCUACGUGCUGUUUCUGCGCGUGCUCAACAGUUUCCGCAUCGAGCCGGAUGGGUUCAUCGAGACGCGCCCCAUUGAGGGGGUGGCGAAUCCGGCGUCCCUCACGACGCAGCCUAAAGAAUAUAAGGUGCGAUUCGUGCCGUGGAACCUCGCGGAGUUGGAGCAGGGGUUGAAGGCAGCUGAGGGUUGA